Messenger RNA from Anthostomella pinea, 1092 nucleotides. NCBI's taxonomy places the organism in Eukaryota, Fungi, Ascomycota, Sordariomycetes, Xylariales, Xylariaceae. The record is from the annotation of a GenBank genome assembly.
AUGGCUGACAACAAUCCUGCCUUCGUGCUCCAGUCCAUCAAGAGCACAUCAUUCGAGCAGCGCGAGAUCCCGAAGCUCAGGGAUGAACAUCACGUAAGAGUGCAUAUCGAGCAGACUGGCAUCUGUGGAAGUGAUGUUCACUACUGGCAAAGGGGGCGCAUUGGGGACUUCAUCCUCAACAGUCCCAUCGUCCUGGGUCACGAGAGCGCAGGAACCGUGGUUGAAGUCGGCAGCAAGGUCAAGAAUGUCAAGGUUGGCGACCGCGUGGCCAUCGAGCCAGGUGUGCCCUGUAGACACUGCGAUUUCUGCCGCUCCGGGGCGUAUAACCUGUGCGAAGACACCAUCUUUGCAGCCACACCACCGUGGGAUGGCACUCUCCAGAAGUACUACGUGGUCGCUAGCGACUACUGCUAUCCGAUCCCUUCACACAUGAGUGCGGAGGACGGAGCGCUCGUUGAGCCGGUAGCUGUAGCCGUCCAGAUCGCCACGGUCGCCGACCUGCGGGCCGGACAGACGGUGCUGGUCUUUGGAUGCGGUCCCAUCGGGGCACUGUGUCAGGCUGUCGCCAAAGCUUACGGGGCGAAGAAAGUCAUCGGCGUGGAUAUCUCGCAAGCUCGCGCCACGUUCGCCAAAUCAUUUGCUGCGGAUGACGUGUACGUCGUAGAACCUUCAGCAACCUCCGGAGGCGACCCGAUGGACGCAUCUCGUGCCAUGGCCGAGAAAAUAGUGGCAAAGUACGGCCUUGAGGGCGGUGCGGAUAUCGUGCUGGAAUGUACUGGUGCCGAGCCGUGUAUCCAGGCUGGAGUGUUCGCGGCAAAGAAGGGAGGCAUGUUCGUGCAGGCGGGUAUGGGCAAAGAGAACGUCGUCUUCCCGAUCACCACGGCCUGCAUCAGAGCCCUGACAAUCAAAGGAUCCAUCCGGUACACGACUGGUUGCUAUCCCAAAGCCGUCGACCUGGUCGCCUCUGGCAAGAUCAACCCCGGGGCUCUGAUCACCCACCGUUUCAAGUUUGAGCAGGCACUGGAGGCUUUUGAGCUCGUCAAGAAGGGCGCGGAAGAUACACUGAAAGUCGUCAUUCAAGGUGUACAAUAG